Myxocyprinus asiaticus (Chinese sucker) is the source of this 1934-nucleotide messenger RNA. RefSeq names its product coiled-coil domain-containing protein 110 (gene cccdc110). Lineage: Eukaryota; Metazoa; Chordata; Actinopteri; Cypriniformes; Catostomidae. The coding region runs from base 16 to 1821 and encodes 601 amino acids. The record is from RefSeq and is a predicted model, not a curated record. The transcript is spliced from 2 exons.
ACAUUUGAAAUUCCAAUGGAUCCAGUCUUUCAACGGACUAGAAGGUCUGUACACAAGUACAAACUUGACCGUAUUCAUCAAACACAGCAGGGUUUGGAGAGGCCUAUUUCUGAUCAGCUGGAUAAUCAUCAGCCAGAAGCCGACAACAGUGAAAUGCAAUCAGAUGACAAAGAGGUACUUUUUAGUCAGCGAAAAAAAGGACAAGAUGCUUCUUGUGCAGUGGAUACCCUUGAAAAGAGGUUCUUCAAAUUGCAGCAGCGUUUAUUGCAAAAUACAAAUGGGCAUGAUAAUCAAGAUUGUGAUGUGCAGACAAUGGAAUCACUGCAAAGGAUUUUAGCCGGAGCAGAUCUGCUAAGAAAAGAGGAGGCUGCAAUGAGUAUCCUUGGGCCAAAAUAUGAUUUCCAGACAGACCAUAACUCUAAGUCCUUCCACCUGCCCUUCAGCUACUUGAUUAGGUCUAAUUCGACAAGAGUUGCUAAAUGUUCCUCAAACUCUUCCAAAGUCAGUUUAAAAGAUGUAUCAAAAGGUCGGGAAAGAAGCAGAGUUGAUAAGGGCAAACAUCUUGACUUCUUUGAAGUUGUGAAGGAACAACUGCAGCAGAAGGACUUAGAAAAUCAACAUCUUGUCCAUUUAUUGUUGGUCAAGCAGCAAGAACUGAAAGAUAUGAAAGAGAUAUCAAAGCAAAAGGAAAAGGAAAUGCAACUUAUUGCUGAAAAGCUGAAAUGUGAGGAACAGAAAAAUACAGAAAUUACCACCAGGUUUGAGCAUACCUGUGAAGAUAUGAGGAAGGAACUCUCUGCAGCCAAAAGCGACAACAAAAACUCAAUCAAGAAGCUUAAAGCACUACUGGAGAAAUAUGAGCGACUCCAAACACGUGGGAACAAAAUAAAGGAUCAACUCAGCGUGGAGCUCAGUGAGAAAAAGAGCUCUCAGAAAAUAGUACAGAAGUUAAAGCAGUUGGCUCAAGAGUUACUAACCAAGCAGAAACAUCUUGAGGAGCAGAGAGAUGCAGCAGCAAGAGAUCUCGCUUUAUGCAAGGAAACACUGCAAAGGAUGGAUGCAGAACACAAGAAGAACCUUGCCAUUAAACAAAGACUUCAGGAGGAGUUAUCAGCAAUGAGAACUGAAUCUACAAACCUCAGAGAUUAUUUAUGUAAAGCUCAGGAGAAAAACAAGGAGCUCAUUCAAUUGGCUCACUCCAAAGAGUCUGACAGAGAGAAGAAUGAAAAGCAAUCGCAGGACAUGAUUGAAAAUUUGAAUGCUGAGUUGGAGAAGUGCCGGACGGAAAAAGACAAAGUGCAUCAACAAUUGGAGGCCAUAAAACAUGAAUCGAAAUCAAUUCACAACAAACAGAAUGUGGAGAUCCUUCAAUUGCAGGAGCAGCAAAAAGCCUCUCUGCAACGCUCCGAUGCUUUAAGAAGAGAGUGCGAGACCUUGAUGGAGAUGGUCAAUAAACUUAAGAAAGACAAGCAAAUCCUCACUGAAAAGCUGGAGAACAUUCAUAAAGAAAAGGUGAAGUCAGAGACGGUGAGCACAAAGGAGGGAGAAAGACUCAAGGAGGCCAUCAGCUUGCUGGAGCGAGAGAGAGAAGUGCUGUUAGCAGAGAUGGAAGACUUGCGCAAGGAUUACCUCGGCCUCAGUGACAGAAUCGCACAGAAAAUGGGCCAUAUGGAUCUGGCUGAUCCUCCUAUGACAAUCAAAGACAUCACUUCAAACUAUCUGAGAGAUGUACAAAAGAACAAGCUCUCACCUACUGAUGAAGUGAUACAGGACAUAAGAAGAAAACUGGAGGAUGAGAACAUGCAGCAAAAAUUAACUUAAAUUGGGUUAAAUUGUAAUAAUCACAAGACAUAAGCUAUUUUGUCUAACUUCUGAUAAUGUAAUUUUGUUACUGGCCACAUUCUUUUACGCAGACAUACAAACUCAUGGAAAAG